AGUUCGCAAAGAAUGAUAUCGGAUGUAUGGAGCUUACAGUGUUUUGUUUGGAUUUUAUCUUCUAUGAGGACUUCAGAAUUAUGAAGAAAUUUUCUAAUAUAAAGAUGUACUUACAUGCAUUUCAAACUGUGUGAUAAUAACAUCAAUGUUAAUUUAAAGUGUAUAAACCGAACAACAUUCCACGUGGGUUCGAAUAGCAUUCAAAUGACAUAGUUUAUUUUGUGAAUUCCCCCUUCAAAAACGGGAAAUCAUGAGUAUUCGAAGGAGGGGCACUAAUUCACAAAUUGAUGAGGAUUUGUUAACGAGGACUAGUUUUGUGGAUGCCAGGAUAGCGUAUAAACAAGUCAAAAAGGGUAAAGCUGACGGGAAUAAAUGUGCGUUGUGGGUACGAUGGCAUCUUCAAGAUUAUAUGUUCAGUAUUGGUUGUUUCAUACAAUUACAUUGUGGGAAAGUUUUGUUUAUGGGAUUACUAUUGUUGUCGUUGUGUUGCAUCGGAUUCAAACUGGUCAAAUUUGAAACUGAUGUUGAAGCUCUUUGGGUAGAAGCGGGUGGCAGAUUAGAGGAAGAAUUAGCUUAUACAAAGGCCACCGUAGGUGUUGGUAGUGGAACCACCAGUGAACUUGUUAUUCAAACACCAAAAGAAGGAUCAAAUAUCUUAACACAAAAAUCUUUAUUACUACAUUUAGAAACAUUACUGAGAGUUACAGAGAUAGAAGUAGACCUCUUUGAAACGACAUGGAAAUUUAAUGAUAUAUGUUAUUUAGCUGAAUUCCCUAUUUUUGAUGACACAUUUAUUGAUGGAAUCAUCCAAAAAAUAACACCUUGUGUGAUUAUUACACCACUGGAUUGUUUUUGGGAUGGUGCUAAAGUUCUUGGUCCACAUAAUUCAGUCUGGACAACAUUACCUAUUCCACCUCUAAAAUGGAAGAGUUUAGACCCUCAAAGUCUUAUAGAAUACAUAGAGAACAAUAAUGCAGAAAUGAUUCCAAAGGUGGAAUUGAUGAAGGAAAUAAUGAAAGAGGCUGGUAUUACCACAGGGUACCAGGAGAGACCAUGUUUAGAUCCGACAGAAACCCAGUGCCCAGAUUCAGCUCCUAACAAGCACUCUGGCUUGAUCCCAGACAUUGGAGCUGAAUUAACUAAUGGAUGCACUGGAUUUGCUGAAAAUUUAAUGCAGUGGCAUGAAGAUUUAAUAGUUGGAGGGGCAAAGAAAAAUAAAACUGGCCAUAUUGUCAGAGCUGAAGCAAUGCAGUCAGUUGUCCAGUUAAUGGCAGAGAAAUCUCUGUAUGAGUUCUGGCAGGAUGACUACAAAGUACACAGUAUUGAAUGGAGCCAAGAUAAAGCCAAGCAGGUCUUGGAAACUUGGCAAAGAAAGUUUAUAGAAGUUGUAUCUGGUAUGACCGGAGCCCAGAACACGUCUGAUUCUGUGUAUGCGUUUGCUACUACCUCACUACUGGACAUGAUGACAGAGUUUUCUGGUAUUAGUGUUGUGAGAGUGGCAUUUGGUUACAUACUUAUGAUUAUAUAUGCCUGUGUAUCUUUGUUGAAAUGGAACAAUGCAGUGCAAUCACAGAGUGGUAUAGGGAUUGCUGGGGUACUGCUGAUAGCUUUAUCUGUAGCGGCUGGGCUCGGAAUCUGCUGUGUUCUAGGGAUACCAUUCAAUGCAGCCACUACACAGAUCAUACCAUUUCUAGCACUGGGAUUAGGUGUGGAUGAUAUGUUCCUCAUUGCUCAUACAUAUUCUGAAAACGCUGAAAAGAAAAAUAUUCCAUUAAGUGAGCAAACAGGGGAAUGUUUAAAGAGAACUGGUGUGACAAUUUUACUGACAUCCUUCAACAAUAUGCUGGCUUUCUUUACAGCAGCUAUCAUACCAAUUCCUGCCUUGAGGGCAUUCUCUUUACAGGCAGCUAUUUUGAUCCUGUUUAAUUUAGCCUCAAUAGUUCUAGUCUAUCCUGCUAUAUGUAGCAUGGAUCUCCAAAGAAAAGAUGACAAAAGAAUCGACAUCUUCUGUUGCUUUCAAAGUUUUGCUGAUACCAGAAACUUGGUAAUGCAGUUACAACCACAGCAUGACUUCCAGUCCCGUGACCAAAGCCCGCCACCAAGUUACAGUCCACCCCAGUACAGUCCUAGUCCUCCCCCCAGUUAUGCUUCAUCAGCACUUCACAACACUGUUACCCAGACUGCUCCUGAUGGUAUACAUACAGUAACAAGUCUAGCCCCUAAUGAAGGUGUCUUUGUACCAAGAGGACAACUAGCUACAGAAACCACCAGUUCAUCGUCAAGACAAUGUCUUACUCCAGAAGAGGGGAUCUCAUGCCACCAAACAUUUGCCAUGGCUCAGAAGAAAUGUCUGACAGCAACCUUUACCUCACUGGCAAAACAACAUUAUAUUCCUUUUUUACAGAAGAAAUGGGUCAAGGUUUUUACAAUUGUUGGAUUCUUGGUACUUUUAUUUAUUGGAAUUUAUGGAACAGCACAAGUUAAGGAUGGACUAGACCUGACAGAUGUCGUACCAAAAGAUACAAAUGAAUACAAAUUUCUAAAAGCACAGUCCAAAUACUUUGGUUUUUACAAUGUUUAUAUGGUUACAAAGGAUGGUUUUGAUUAUCCAAAUAACCAACAUCUACUAAGAGAUUACCACCGAGCUUUCCAAACAGUUGAUAAUAUUAUCAAGAAACAAGACAACUCUAUGCCAGAUUUCUGGCUUGAUAUGUUCAGAGACUGGCUCAAAGAUAUCCAGGUAGUUUUUGAGAGAGAGGUGUCGGAGAGGAGGAUACAUGCUGAUGGUUGGUACUACAAUGCCUCAGACAAAGCUAUACUUGGUUACAAACUUAUGUUACAGACAGGAGAUCUUGAUAAUCCUACAGACAAAACCAAGGUGUUCCAGAACAAACUUGUGAAUGAUGAUGGUGUGAUCAACACUGAAGCAUUUUAUAAUUAUCUGACUGCAUGGGUAUCUAACGAUGCUAUGACAUAUGCUGCAUCAAUGGCUGACUUCCAUCCAAUUCCUUCCCAGUGGGUCCAUGAUUCUUAUGAUAUAUAUGAUCAUAAAAUACCAAAAGCUCAGCCAUUGAUUUAUGCCCAGAUUCCAUUUUAUUUGAGCAACUUGUCAACAACGGAAGCGAUUCUAGAGACAAUUAAAGCAAUGAGAGAAAUAUGUGAUACUUAUACAGACCGUGGAUUACCAAACUAUCCUAAUGGAAUACCAUUUACAUUCUGGGAGCAGUAUAUCAAACUUCGACUGUACCUCUCUCUGGCUAUCCUGUGUAUUCUCAUUGUUACGUUCAUUGUGCUCACAGUUGUUCUCAUGAACCCAUGGCUUGCCAGUAUUAUUGUUGUGGUCCUGACAGUGAUUAUUGUGGAAUUAUUUGGAUUAAUGGGAUUAUGUGAUAUAAAACUCAGUGCCGUUCCUGCUGUUAUUCUAAUCAUUACUGCUGGAAUUGGAGUUGAGUUUACAGUACAUAUUUCUGUGGGAUUUUUAACUGCAAUUGGAUCUCGGAACAAGCGAAUGGGAAUGUCGUUAGAACACACACUUGCUCCAGUUAUACAUGGAGCUAUAUCUACUUUUAUGGGAAUUAUUAUGCUUGUCGGAGCAGAAUUUGAAUUCAUUGUAAAAUAUUUCUUCAAUGUAUUGGCUGGUCUUGUUGUAAUUGGUCUUUUGAAUGGACUGGUGCUUCUUCCUGUUUUGCUGUCUAUUUUGGGACCAAAAGGGGAGGUUCGACCAAAAGAUGAUGGGGAUCGAAUACCUACACCAUCUCCUGAACCUUCACCUAAACCAAUCAAAAAGACCAGAAAGAGUAGACCUAGCAGGCGACUGUAUCCAAGGAUACCAUCUGAUAUUUCUCUGACCACAAUAUCAGAAGAACCAACACAGUAUUCAUCACAUGAAAUAAUCGUAGAACCUGAAGUAGUGGUAGAAACAACAACAGUCCCAAUGGGCGGGACUCAUAGCAGUAACAGCAGUAGUAGACAUACUACACCACCAGCCUCUGUAUCAUCAACACCUCAAUCAACACAUGUUACCAGGGUAACAGCUCAUGCAACAGUUAAAGUGGAAGUUCAUACUCCUAUUCCAGGUUCAGUUCAAAGUGUAGAUCAUGAUCAUGUUUACAAAAGUAAACGGCGGAAAGAAUUGGACAGUUCAGACUCAGACUCUUGUUCAAAUUCCUAGCAGACUUAAAUUCUUCUAGAAAUGUGAUGGUGCUAUUUAUUAUUUAUACAGUAUUUUAUGGUUGUGCGUAUGGCUGCCUGUGUGUGAGUGUUUGAUCAUCCAUGACACAAAAACAUUUGUAAAUGGCGGCUAAAGGCCAGUUAUCACUCAGGAACAAUGUUUGUAUCAAUCAGAAGAUGGGACGGCUGACUACGGGUAUUCUCUCACGGGAUUUAUUCUUCAUCCUCUUCAGGGCCGAGUUGUGAUUUAGUAUUUAUUUGUAUUGAACAAGGGGAAGUUACUCUUGUUUAUUUAAAUGUUAAGCAUUGUUUUUAUGUUACUGAUGUACAGAUUUCUUGUUUUGUAAGAUAUUGUAAUUAGCUAAUUAUUAUAAUUUGUAAAUAUGUUAGUGAUGUAAAAUAAUUGUUGAAUAUCUGUUGAUUGUUGAAUGUUUACCAUCAUUUACAUUAUUGAGAUUAAAUCUCGUAACAUUUUAUUGUUAUUCAUUGUAUAUCAUUUGAAUGGAGAAGAAAUUCAACAGUGUUAGUAUUAGAAAUUAUUCAGCAUUAUUUCCAUACCUCAAGCUGACAUAGACAUGUGUAGAUGAGCUCAGGGUACAUAAUAUUAUUUCUAGAAUUUUGGAAAAAAUCUAUCUGUCAGUAGAUGGGUUAGUCACUUUCCAUGAAAGCCUGAUGUUCUUUCAUUGUACAUAUCAUAUACUGUUGUUGUAGAUGAUGGUAAAAAGUUUCCAACUUUGUCCAAAGCUCAUUCAUUUAAUGCCAUGCGAAAAUUUGUCAUAUAUUUUACAUUAUUUAAAACAUCAAAUGUAUAUUCAAUCUUUGUUUAUUUUGAGCUUAUGGAUUUAAGGCUAUGAAAGCUUAUUCAAUUUUUGGAUUAAAGGCUAUGAAAGCUAAUUCAAUUUUUUUUAUUAAAGGCUAUGGAAGCUUAUUCAUCUUUAGGAUUAAAGGCAAUGAACUUUUAUUCAACUUUAGGACUAAGGCUAUAGAAGCUUAUUCAAUUUAAGAAUUAAAGGGCAUGGAAUCUUCUAUUCAAAUAUAGUAAUUGUAUUUUAAUGAGUUGGUGAACAGAAAUUCGUUAAAGCAUUGAAGGCAAAACUUAUAAAAUGGAUUGUAUUUAGAAUUUAAAUUUUUUUUUUAUUUUUCAUAAAAAAACAUUCCAGGUCAAUGAUUUUAAAAGCUAACUCAAAAUAACAGUAAAAUAAUUGAUAGAAAAGAAAUAUAAAAUUAAUGACAUAAUUUCCACAUGGCAUUGGGUUUUUUUUCAUGUUGUUAGAAAGCCAAAGAUGAAAUAAUUGUAACUCAGGCGCUGUUGUUAGUCCCCAUCAGGGUAGAAAUAUGAAAUCCUUCUGUAAAUCCUUUACUUACUAACUCAAAAUAUUUUGAAAUGCACACUUUAUACUUUCAAUUUCUAAAAAUGAAAUUAUUAGAACUCUUAAAAGCUUUAAUUAGGGAAAUUUCAGAUAAUUAUAGCAGAAAAAGCCUUAUGGUAUUAACAAAGUUUUUACACAAAUAUUUCAAAUGAUGAUGGAAAAUUUAAUUUAUUGACACUUUUUUUGGGGAGAGGGGGCAGUACAAAAGUAUUUGUAUCGCAUUGAUCAAUUUUAUUAAAAAAAGUUGGUUGAAUAUUUGAAUCAGAUCAACAAUUUACUAUUCAUGUUCAAAGCACAGUGUGAAUUUAGAUCAAUUUUAUUGCAUUAGAUAACUUUUACAUAUAAAUUAAGUGCUAUGAUAUUGGUCAGUAUCAUUCUUAUGUUUAGUGCUACAAUAAAUUUGAUUUACCAUGGUGCAAAAGCUUUAAACAUAUUUAUUUGUACUAAAAUGUAUUGUUAUCAUAUGUUUGGAUGUGUAUGAGUGAUGUGUAGUGUAUAUGGGUUUUGUGUAAGUGUGCGCAAGUUGUGUUUUGGUGCUGUUAGUGGGAGUUAGCAAUACAUGUGAACAAUUCUCUUUUCUUUUAAGCAAAUAAUGACACAGAUUGUUAUUCUUGAAUACUGAAAAUUCAUUAAUGUGGGGAAAAAUAAGAAAUAGUAAAAUUUGUUAACACUUAAUUGAGGAAAAUAGAGUUUGAUCCAGAAUGAAUUUAACCACAAGAUCUUCAUUUGGGUUGUUAACUUAUUGUUCAACAUGCAAAAUAUAUAGAAAGUGUCAAAAAUUACAACUAUAUAAUAAUAUUUUUUUUGUGUUUUUAGUGUUCACCCAUAUUACUUAUAUCCCUUUAAUCAGGGAUGAUUUGUCCAUCUUUUUUCCAGAAUUUGAAUGAAUGAAUGAUUUUAAAAAUUGAAUGUAUGUACUUAAAUCUACAAAACAGACUUUCAUAGGAUGACUGGAUGAUAUAUAGUUUCUUGCAUUUUUUUCCAUUUUAAAUGAUAAAAAUCAGGAAUUUUCUUAAAACUUAAAACAGAAUACAUUUACACUUGUUAUUAAAAAAAAUUAAAUAUAUGUGAUUUAUAUGCCUUAUCCAUCAAUAGUAAAGUUUUGGACAAUACAGUAAUACAUAGAUGAUUUAAGACAAAUACACCUGGUGACCUCAUUUACCUGUAAAAUCAUGACAUUAUAUUUGGUGCAACAGGUGACACUGCCAGUAUCAGUUUAUUAUUUUUUUAUGACAACCCCUCCUGGGCCUCAAAUUCUGUCAUGUUAUAUGGAGACAUUACACUCAAAUCCUUACCAAAUCAUAAUCAUUUUUACCUCAUAGGGUGUGGUGCUGAGGUUCAGGAGGGGUGAAUUGCCUGUGAUAGGUCGAUAUCGGCUUAUAUAAAUAUUAUAUAUAUUAUGAUAUAUAUAUGUGGUAGUACUUGUGUUCAGAUCUUCUGAUGAAGGUUGAAUCGUUAUCACAUGAAAUGAUGAAAAUAAAAGUUAAAUAAAUUUGAA
Messenger RNA from Mytilus californianus (California mussel), 7038 nucleotides. Its product is annotated as protein patched homolog 1-like. The record is from RefSeq and is a predicted model, not a curated record. The coding region runs from base 251 to 4171 and encodes 1306 amino acids. NCBI's taxonomy places the organism in Eukaryota, Metazoa, Mollusca, Bivalvia, Mytilida, Mytilidae. The transcript has 27 exons. Gene Ontology annotation, molecular function: hedgehog receptor activity; smoothened binding; hedgehog family protein binding. Gene Ontology annotation, biological process: smoothened signaling pathway. Gene Ontology annotation, cellular component: plasma membrane.